AUGGAUAACGAAGCAUUUGCUUCGAAUAUAAAUAAUUCGGAUUCACAAAUAUUUAAAAAUAUUAAAUAUUAUGUUGCUGGAGAUGUACCGGAGAAGGUACAAGACAUCCUACGUAAUGGCGGUGCAGAAAAAUUAUGUUACUUCAGUGAUUUUGUAACUCAUAUGAUAUGUGGCAAAGAAGCAACAGAAGAUGAUUUAAGUUCAGCACGAGAACUGUAUGAAAUUCCAGCUAUACGAUGGCAAUGGGUACUAGCUUGUGCAAAACUCAACAAACUGUUGGAUACAAGAGGAUUUAUUGUAUCCGAAACACAUCUUUUCUACAAAUUGAUAUUCUCAUUUUCGAACGUAACAGCACAUGAUCGUAAUCUUUUAUGGUCAUUGAUUACGUAUAACGGCGGGAUCGUACAAUUGAAUUUUGAUAGCAAUUGUACCCAUUUGAUUACCACCGUAGCAAAAGGUGCGAAAUAUGAAAAAGCUUUAAAAUGUGAUACAAUUAAAGUUGUUACACCUGAUUGGUUGUUAAAUACUAUAAAUAGUAAACAAAUUGCUCCAUACGAUGCGUAUCAUCCACGAAAACUUGUAAUACCACCUCCGCCACCUCCUCCUCAGCCGCCACAGCCUUCACCACAGGUUACAACCUCGCAAGUAACUACUGAAAUUCCGACUACACCAACAGCUCAAAUCACUGGAUUUGAACCGACUGAAUUACCUACAACUUCAACAUCUAAUCAAGCCAUUUUAGAUCAGCUAAAGCAACGAAUGCCAUGGAAUCAACAAACAACUACUGCUUCAUUACCAACUUUACCAUCGAAUCAAUCUCGACCAUUGAUGCCAUCACCACAACAACAUCAAAGAAACUUUCAACUUAUAUCAUCAAACCAACCUCAGUUUACGGCAGCUGUUACUACAGCUAUUGCUAAUAUGACACAACAAAAAGCAGCUCUGUUGAAUCAACAAUCGUUACAAAAUAAAAUCAAUCAACAAUUGCCAACCUCAAUUCAACAAGCUACAACGCAACAAAUAUUAACUACAAUGAGUAAUCAAAUUCAACAUUUAAAACAACAACAAUUGCAGGCACAAGCAGCAAAUCAACAGCAAUUGCAGGCUAAUCAACAGCAAUUAUUACCACAAUUACAAGCGACUCAACAAAAUUUGAUAUCACAAAGUAAUCAAUUACAACAGCAAAGUUUAAAUCAAAUUCAACAAAAUUCAAGUUCACAACAAAUAUUAAAUCAAUCAAAUCAAAUUCAACAACAAACUCUAAAUCAACAAAGUCAGCAACCAAGUCAAAUGCAACAAAAUUUAAUUCAGCAGAAUCAAAUUCAACAAAAUCAAUUAUUACAACAAAGUUUAAAUCAAGCUAUUAAUCAACAAGCAUUGAAUCAACAAAAUCACCAAACAUUGAAUCAGCAAAAUCAACAAUCAUUGAAUCAGCAAAAUCAACAAGCUUUGAAUCAACAAAACCAACAAUCAUUGAAUCAACAAAAUCAACAAACACCAAAUCAACAAAAUCAACAGACACUUAAUCAACAAAAUCAACAGACACUGAAUCAACAAAAUCAACUUCAGCAACAGCAAGCUAUUAAUCAACAAAAUCAACUUCAACAACAACAAAGUAUUAAUCAACAAAAUCAACUUCAGCAACAACAAGUCAUUAAUCAACAAAAUCAACAGCAACAACAAAGUCAACUUCAACAAGCUAUUAACCAACAAAAUCAACUUCAACAACAAGCCCUUAAUCAGCAUAAUCAACUUCAACAACAACAAGCACUUAAUCAACAAAAUCAACUUCAACAGCAAGCUCUGAAUCAGCAAAAUCAACUUCAACAACAAAAUUUAGUAAAUCAACAAGUUAUUAAUCAACAAAAUAUCAUUUUAAAAACCUCUCAAGGUCUCCCAACAUCCGUGUCAUCUCAAUUAUUACAAUCGCAAAUGGUUAAUUCGUUUCAACGCUCUCAAUUACAAGGGGGCAACACAGUACAUCAUCAGUUACAAUCGAAUCAACAUUUACAAGCUGGAUUACAGAGACAACAUAUUCUUCAAACAAGUUUAGGUCAACAACAAUUACAACAGCAGCAACAAUUACAGCAACAGCUGCAACAACAGCAGUUGAUACAAACACAACAAUUAGAUAACCAACAAAAAUUAGCUGCAAGUAAUAAUAAUCAACUGUUGUUAAAUGAGAAUCAGCAACAGAAUUUUAUUACGAAAAAUCAACUACAACAAGAUGGAUCACAGCAUCCAGCAUUGCAAAAUCAAAAAAUUAUCAUGUCUUCAGCACAACAAAUCCAACAACAAUCAUCAAUCAGCACAUCCCAACAAAAUCAAUUGUUACAAAACAAUAACGUAAUACAACAUCAACAAAUUACAAGUGGUAUCGGUCAAUUACAAACAAAUCAACAACAAGCAAACCAAAAUCAACAAUCACAACAAGUGAUUACACAGAAUGUUGUUGGCGGAGCGACAGGUGUUCCUCCACCAAGAUUAGCCACGCCAUUACAACGGCAACAACAAUUACAUACUGCACAACAAAUUGCAUUAAAUAAGCAAAACAAUGAAGCAAUGAUUAAGCAACAACGAUUGUUGCAACAACAACAACAAUUACGUAUACAGCAAUUACAAAACUCACAAAAUAAUCAAUUUGUUGUACAGCAGCAAGGAACGAUUGUGAAUCGUCAACAAUUACCACCGGGUGCUGUGAAACCAGGCACGCCACAAUUCGUACAAGGGCAACCGCGUCCAAUUGGUUGGCAACAACAACAAACUCAAGUUGGUGGUCAACCUCAACAACAGAUACUGCUUCAACAUCGUCAAUCUGGUUUAGCGGGAGCAAUUCAAAGACCACCAGGGUGGGUGGGUCAACCAGGGCAGUUACCUCAAAGACAACUCAUACAAUUAGAUCCACAAACAAAUGCACAAUUACAACAAAUGGACCCACAACAAAGGCAAUUGUUUUUGCAGAAAAUUCAAAAACAACGACAAUUUAUAAUGCAGCGGCAGGUUUUGCAACAGCAACAGCAACAACAAUUUGCUGUGAUUCGAGGUCAAGUAGUAGCGGGGCAACCACAGAAUGGACAGUGGCCUCAAGGUGCACCUCGACCUACUCUUGUUGUACAACAAUCUCCUACAGCUACUGCUACACCGGCUUUACGGCUUCCAGUCAAAGUAGAGGAAUCUCCUCAAACAGAACAACCACCUCUGGUAGUGAAUGCAAAAACUAAAACUGCUUUAGCAAAUAUGCUGAGCAUACGAUUACAGAGUGGAGGGCCAGCUGUUGAAGGUGCCACCGUAAAUGAACCAUCUGCAGCGGGAACUUUAAGAUUAAUGACAGCUCAACAUAACGCAGCAUUACAGCAGCAACGCCGUACAUUAAACAAUGGUGUAGCAGUUCCUCCAGCUGGUGUUGGACCAGCACAAAUCCGUACACAGCCACAACCAGCGGCUCCAGUACCACAAACCCCACCCAUAACAGGACCACCUCGUGCACAUUUUUAUGGUCACAAUCCCAAUUUAAAAUUACCACCGAAUCUAUUCUUAUUAGGUUGUGUAUUCUUUGUUGUGGAAGUUGAAAAUUUCCUUAACAAAGAAUUUCCAACAUGGCAAAAUUCUAUACGUAAACAUGGUGGUGAAAUUGAAUCUGUUUAUUGUGGACGUGUAACGCAUGUGCUGUGUGAAUCACAAAAACAUGGUGUUGUGAUGCAAGCGUUACGUGAUACUAAACGUUGCGUCACAAUGUAUUGGUUGAAUGAUGUUAUUAAAAAGAAACAAGUGGCUCCUCCAUGGUUAGCAAUGCAUUUACCUACCUUAUAUCCAGAUGAAUCACCUGGUGCUCGACAUUUAAUUGCUACUUCAGGAUUUAAUGAAGAGGAUAAUACACAAAUCAAACUUUUGAUUAAUGCAAUUGGAGCUAGGUAUACAUGUUACUUUUCGAAACACAACACCGUACUAAUAUGUGCAAAACCAGAAGGUGAUAAAUUUAACUUAGCACGUAAAUGUGGAAUCCCAGUAUUAAAUGUACAAUGGUUAAGUGAUAUUAUGAUGGGAAAUUUAACAGCAUUAAAUCAAACUGAACAUGCACGGUAUCAACAAUUUAAUGUACCGAAUCCAUUUUCAAUUGAUUAUAGUUUAAAUCCUGCUCUAAUGCACGGAUGGAAAAUGCCGAUAAAUAUUACACAAGAAUCGUACGAACGAGUUAAACGUUCUGCAUCACCAGUUAAUCCACCGAAACCGAAGAAACCUAAAAUUGAAAGUACUAGCAAUGUUCUACGUGAUGGACCCGAACCAAGAGUUUUAUUCUCACAAAUAUCAAAUGUUGUAGAAUAUGAAAAUAUUGUGGCGCGUCUUGGAGGCUCAAUAGCAACAUCAGCAAAAACCGCAACACAUCUUGUAAUGCCAAAACUAUCACGUUCAUACAAACUUAUCCAAUGUGUAGCAAAAGGUGCGCAUAUUGUCCCUGAAUCGUGGUUAAAAGAUUCCUCAACAGCUAAUAAAUUUGUUAGCGAAUCAAAUCAUACAUUUCAUAACAUCGAUGAUUUUAAUCGUUCAUUCAAUUGUGAUUUUAAUAAACUUAUGUUGUGUACAGAUCGUGAUAAAUUAUUUAAAAAUAAAAUAUUUUAUUUAACACCAAGUGUAUUCCCACCUAGACAAUUCUUAAAAGAUAUGAUUGAAUUAUCUGGUGGUAUUGUUGAAAAUACACGACGAACGUUUACACAAAUUGAAGAAUUGAACACAGCAUCGCCACAUUGUUAUUCAAUUAUUACCGAUAAGGAUGAUUUACAUUUGAUAAAUGAUUGUUUGGUACAUGCAAAUUCUGGUAAAUCGAGUAUUGUAUUUACUACAGAACUUAUAUUAAGUGGGAUACUGAAACAGCAAUUACUAUUUAAUGAAUUGAAAUUUGCUGUAGUUAUUUUAACGAAAUAA
This is a messenger RNA of Chrysoperla carnea, 4920 nucleotides long. It is a transcript of the gene Ptip, whose product is annotated as PAX-interacting protein 1. The transcript is spliced from 7 exons. Gene Ontology annotation, cellular component: MLL3/4 complex. The record is from RefSeq and is a predicted model, not a curated record. NCBI's taxonomy places the organism in Eukaryota, Metazoa, Arthropoda, Insecta, Neuroptera, Chrysopidae. The coding region runs from base 1 to 4920 and encodes 1639 amino acids.